Messenger RNA from Thrips palmi, 3871 nucleotides. Its product is annotated as potassium voltage-gated channel protein Shaw-like. The coding region runs from base 504 to 3197 and encodes 897 amino acids. The transcript has 16 exons. Gene Ontology annotation, molecular function: delayed rectifier potassium channel activity; protein binding. NCBI's taxonomy places the organism in Eukaryota, Metazoa, Arthropoda, Insecta, Thysanoptera, Thripidae. The record is from RefSeq and is a predicted model, not a curated record. Gene Ontology annotation, biological process: protein homooligomerization; potassium ion transmembrane transport. Gene Ontology annotation, cellular component: axon; voltage-gated potassium channel complex; neuronal cell body membrane.
GGGCGUCGGGACGCUGCGUCGGGACACCCUAGCGCACCGCCGCGUGGUGGCGGACCCGCGUGCUGCGCCGACGUCGCGCCGAACCCGGUUGCCAUUCGCCGACCGUCACGUGCCUUUGUGGACAGCCGGCCGCGCGCGGUGCGCAUCCGUCCAGGAUUACGCCACCGACUGAAGCGGACAACCGUGCUCCGGAUCAAGUUCGCGAGAUAAAGAGAGAAGAAUAAAAUUAAACAGUGCGCACGUGCAUUUGCUGAGCGCCGUGGAGUAACGAGCGCGUCGAGGGGCGUGUACUGCCUACGAGAGCAGGUCCACUCUUGGGAGGACGCCGCGGCGACCUCGUCCGCAGCAGCAGCCUUUGCGUUCCACGUGCGGCGGUCGCGGCGGUGAUGGCGGAGCGUCCGUGGGAUGACGGCCUCGGUGACGGCCUGGAUGAUGGCGGCCUGCUGAUCAGGCGUUAGCGGGCGGGAGCGCCAGGAAGCCGGGCGCGCGGGGAUCAUGUCACCAUGGACGGGGAGAACCGCAUCAUCCUCAACGUGGGCGGAAUAAGGUACGAGACGUACCGGACGACGCUCAGGAAGAUCCCCGCCACCAGGCUCUCCCGACUCACCGAGGCGCUCGCCAACUAUGACCCGAUACUCAACGAGUACUUCUUCGACCGACACCCGGGAGUGUUCGCCCAGGUGCUCAAUUACUACCGGACGGGCAAGCUGCACUACCCGACCAACGUGUGCGGACCGCUGUUCGAGGAGGAGCUCGAGUUCUGGGGCCUGGACUCCAACCAGGUGGAGCCGUGCUGCUGGAGCACCUACAGCAUCCACCGAGACACGCAGACGACGCUGGCCAUCCUGGACAAGCUGGACAUCGACGCCGAGCGGCCCUCUGCCGAGGAGGUGGCGCGCCUGUUCGGCUACGAGGAGGACUACCUGGCGGGCAACCUGUCGGCAUGGCAGCGGCUCAAGCCCAAGGUGUGGUCGCUGUUCGACGAGCCCUACUCCAGCACCGGCGCCAAGCUCUGUCUUCCAGAGUCGUGGAAAACUACCAAGCAGGUGGUGGCCGUCGUGUCCGUCUUCUUCAUCUGCGUGUCGGUGCUGUCCUUCGCGCUCAAGACCCACCCGGACAUGAGGGUGCCCGCCCUGCGCAACAUCACCGUGCAGAUCACCAGCCCCUCGUCCAACAGCAGCAGGGUGCAGUACGCCUGGACGCUGGACAAGGAGCGCACGGACCCGCACGAGGCCUUCUUCUACGUGGAGCUGGCCUGCAACGCUUGGUUCACCUUUGAGCUCGCCGUCAGAUCGGUGGUGAGCCCCAACCUGGUUGAGUUCAUCAAGAGCCCCGUGAACGUGAUCGACUUCGUGGCCACGCUCAGCUUCUACACGGACGUGCUGCUGCGGUCGUCGGUGGCGCACCGCGUGGACAAGGCCGACAUCCUCGAGUUCUUCUCCAUCAUCCGGAUCCUGAGGCUGUUCAAGCUGACGCGCCACUCGCCGGGCCUCAAGAUCCUGGUGCACACGUUCCAGGCCUCGGCCAAGGAGCUCACGCUGCUCGUCUUCUUCCUCGUGCUGGGUAUCGUGGUUUUCGCCAGCCUCGUUUACUACGCCGAGCGGUUGCAGGCCAACCCCCACAACGACUUCAAGAGCAUCCCCGAGGGCCUGUGGUGGGCCAUCGUCACCAUGACCACGGUGGGCUACGGCGACAUGGCGCCCAAGACGUACGUCGGCAUGUUCGUGGGCGCGCUGUGCGCGCUGGCCGGCGUGCUGACCAUCGCCCUGCCCGUCCCCGUCAUCGUCUCCAACUUCUCCAUGUUCUACUCCCACACGCAGGCGCGGUCCAAGCUGCCCAAGCGGCGGAGGCGGGUCCUCCCCGUGGAGCAGCCCCGGAGACAGCCGCGGCCCGACGGUCCCGGCGGUGGCGCCGGAGGCCCCGGCGGCAUGAGCAACCGACGCAUGAACGCCAUCAAGCACCCCGGCGGCGCCAACACCAUCUUCAAGGAGGCCUUCGCCCCGACCAAGAUCGGGACCGUGAACGGCGUCAACAUGAUCGGGUUGGCGCUGCAGGGGCAGUCGCUGCCGGGGAUGCAGGUGGCGCGCCCCACCGGCUCCGUGGACAUGACGUGCUCGCCGGCGGUGCAGCAGCUGGUGCCCCGGGAGCCCACAGUAAUGGCGCCGCCGGACCCCACGACGCUCAUCCUGUCGUCCAAGGCCUUCCUGGCGCCGCUGUCCAACGUGGGCGUGCCCGCGCUCACGCCCCGCGGCCCCACCAUCGGCAACAUCGACAUCAUGCUGCCCCUGCAGCCCCGCUUCCUCACCGUGGCGGCGGUGGACACCAAGUCCAAGGCGGAGGCGGUGACGCCGAUACCAGGCCCGGUGGCGGCCCCCAUCACGGCGGGGGCCAUGGCCUUCGCGGGCAUGGCGCAGAUUCCGGGGCUGGGGGCGGCCGCGGGGCUGGCGCUGGGUGCCGGGACCGUGGCCGGGGUCGCGCAGGUCGCCGGCACCUCGGACAUGGUGCCCGUGGUCGUGGUGCAGUCCCCGCCCUGCCACGACGCCGCCACUGCCUCCACGUCCACGGCCUCCACGUCCACGGCCCUGCCCCCCGGGACGGUGGUGGACGUGGGCACCGGGCCGAUCACCACGACGGACGACAGCAGCUCGGAAAGCACGAGCACCCCCGUGCCCGGGGCGCUGCGCUCCGCGUCCUGCUCGUCCUCGUCGCCGCGGAGGCGCCACCAGGUGCACCCCGAGCAGGAGUCCAUGGUGCCUCACGACGUGACGUGCCACGUGGUCCAGGUGGAGACGCAGUCGCAGGACUCGGCGUCCGUGGCGUCCACGGACGAGGAGCGCGAGAUCAUGCUGACGUCGCCGCCCAUCCCCACGCCCGAGCUGUGCCGCCGCCACCCGCACCUGAUGUACGCCCGCCAGCGCUCGCUGCAGGCCUACCCCCAGGCACAGGCGCACCCCCACCCCCAGGCGCACCCCCCGGGCCCGUCCUGCUCGUCCUACUGCGGCCUGGGGUCCUUGGGCUCGCUGCGGCAGCUCGGCGCGGUCCCCAUGGGCAGCGGACCCUUGCCGACGGACCCCCUCGUCCCGGACCCCACGCGGCCGGUGCAGUCCGUGAGCAGGCGGGCGAGCCAGCCAGCACCAAGCAAGGAGGGGGCGUCCGGGCCGAGCCAAGAGUUCAGUGACAGUUCGACGCACCUCUGAAGAGUGCCUGUGCCUUUCGUGGAGAGGAGAGAAAACUCCUCCGGCUCUCCGGGGUUCUGCCCGAGAGUCCCUUCGGCUGUGUCGUCUGUCUGCAGAUUUUGUGAAUUGUAUGAAGUGAGUCAAUUUUCUCUGGUCAGCCUCUCAGCUGGGUGCGUUGUCCCUCUGUCUGAGCAUGGCCGCGCCAAAUGCCUGCAGCAUUAUUACAAAAUAAAAACUCUAUUUUUAUUAGAAAGAAAAGGGAGAGGGUGUCUGCUGUGUCGUUUGUCGAUGAUGUUGAAAAGGACGUGUAAACUUGCCUAGGAUUUCGAUCAGAAAGAAAUUUUGAUUGUUCUGAUACAUUUUUGCAUAGAUCAGGUGAUUCUUUUCUGACUGGCGAAAAUGAGUUACUUUCUGAUUUGUUAAUUUUCUUGUUCAGAAUUAGAAAUUAGAGAAACAAUAGGGAAAUUCUGAGGAAGUUUACACAAUUAAAACCAGAAAGUUUCAGCAUACAGUGAUAACCCUCAUGUGACACAGUCAAAUUUCAUCUGGUUCAUGUUUUAUACUUAUUUAAUCUUGCUUGUGUACUUAUUAUGUCUUUUCUUGUGUUCCUUUCCUAUGCACUGUUACCCGGAGAUUUUCCGGAAAGCAAAUUGUGACCACCUUUAGAUGAAAUUUAAUUAUAUAAAUUAUUUUUA